AUGUACUCGCAAUUUCGCAAUCCGCGCGCGCCGGGCGUACAAAUCCAUGCAGUGCCCGAAUCCGAACGAGCGGUCGACAGCAAUGGACGCCGCCUACCAUGGGGCUACGACUAUUCCACCACAGCCAACGCGGAGGCUUCAGAUCGACGCGAGCCCGUUGACAAAGGUCCUUUUGGUCGGAGUAUGCGCAGAAGCCGAAGUGGCUUCAGCCGGUCACGGUCCAAGACGGCAGAGCCCCGGCGGGAAGAGGACAGGAUACGGGCAGAGAACAUGGCGGCCGAGGAUGCAAUCUUCGGCUCAAUGAAGAAAAUCAGCAGUGGCAAAGAUGAGGCAGGCGCAGAGGGUGCGGAGAAGGUUGCACGGGCUGCACACGUUGCAGAGUGCGAGAGCGAGCCGACGGAGGUGUUUCUUUAUGGCUUCGGAGAGGAGCUGCAGUGGGCCGCCAUCGACUUUUACGAGCGCGUUUCCAGCGGAAUCAUCCUGGAGGACUAUGAGCGCCAGCCGCCUGGUCAGCGAUUCGAUGUUUCAAGAAGCAUGGGCAGAAACAGGGCACAAAAGAGCCUCUCGCGAGCGGCCAUGCGCAAGAAGAACAAGUUUGCAGGCGGCGAGCAUUGGAUCAAGGUCACCUUUGACUCACGAAAAGCGAGCGAGCUCGCUAUUUCACGCUCACCGCACACCAUCAAGGGCUACUUGGUCUACGCGGAACCAUAUCAAGGGCGGGGGCCCACGCGAGACGAACCACUGUUUGCUACUCAGGCUGGCGUUCAAAUCACAAGUGAUGUCCUUCCACCCAGCUUCUCGACCGACGAUCCCUUCAACCGCAGGUCCAGCGAGUCGGCGACUAUGUCAUCCGCUACAGCAACCGAUGGCGUUCGUGAUCAGCAGCAAGAACGUGGACAGCAGCGUCCGCCAUGGGGAUUCGUUUCGACCAACAACCUUGACGAUUCUCCCACAGCUAGCUCCUCCACUUUCAACAACAACGCGCUCUCCCCACGAGCACAAACAACGGCAACGCCAGCCCGAUCCACUGGUUUCGAGCAAGACGCUUUAUCUGACGCGACCCCGCGUCCGCGUGGAUUCCGUGUUGAGGGCGCAGUGCGAGCAGUCGUUCUUCCGGCUGAGAUGGCACUGGCACCAAAAACGGCAAAGACUUCCUGGACGUCUUGGAUCGGUGCGAGCGAGAUCAUCGGCUCCGCAGUUCCCAGGAAGGAAAAUGGCACGUUCGACUGGGAUCGAGCGAGUUUCUACUGGCAGCUCUUCAUGUUCAUUGACUUGUGGCUGGGCACAGACUUUUGCGGCAUGAAGGGCGACGAUUGA
Molecule: messenger RNA, 1317 nt
Organism: Ramularia collo-cygni
Lineage: Eukaryota; Fungi; Ascomycota; Dothideomycetes; Mycosphaerellales; Mycosphaerellaceae
Exons: 1
Coding region: 1-1317 (438 amino acids)
Source: RefSeq, a predicted model, not a curated record